CCCACACGCUUCCUCAGACCCUCCACCAGGACUCUUCUUUCCGUAACCAGAACAAGAGCACUUAACACCACUGCGCGAACCACUCUAGCGACCGCGAUUAGUUCAUCCAAACCUUCCAGAACCAGUUUUCCAUCCUCUCUCCACCAACAAUCUUACACAAUGUCGACCGGAACCAAGUCGGCCUCCGCUGCCAGCCACGCCGAGCUGAACCGCAACUCGCUCUUCAACCUCGCGGGCCGCGUCGCCCUCGUAACCGGCGGCGGCACUGGCAUCGGGCUUAUGGCCACACAAGCUCUCGCCGUCAACGGCGCCAAGGUGUAUAUCGCCGGCCGCAACAAGGAGAAGCUGGACAAGGUGGUGGAGAUCUACAACAAGGACGUCGAGGGCGAGAUCAUCGCCCUGCAGGCAGACGUGACUAAGAAGGAGGACAUUGCCGCUCUGGUCAAGGAGAUCGAAUCCCGCGAGAAGUGUCUUUGCAUCUUGGUCAACAACGCCGGCAUUUCCAGCUCGAGCGUAACCACCGAGGCCAGCGACCCCAAGGAGCUCAAGCACAACUUGUUUGAUAACGAGAACGCUACUUUUGACGACUGGACGGAGACAUACCGUACCAAUGUGGCUAGCAUUUACUUCAUGACCUCCGCAUUUUUGCCCCUCCUACAAGCUAGCACCCAGCGCCACCCAGGCUGGUCCGGCACUGUGGUCAACAUCAGCAGCAUCAGCGGCCAGGUCAAGUCAGCCCAGCACCACUUCAACUACAACGCCAGCAAGGCGGCGGCCGUUCACCUGAACCGCAUGCUAGCCGCCGAGAUCGCCAACGCUGGGCUCAAGAUUCGCAUCAACAGCAUUGCGCCUGGUGUCUUCCCUAGCGAGAUGACGGCCGAGGAGAGCGACGAGUUCCAGAAGAGCCAUAUCCCCAAGGAGAAGUAUGAGGACAAGUUCCCGAGUGCUCGUCCUGGCCGCGAUAUCGAUAUGGCGCAGGCGGUACUGGCGUUGGUGUCGAACCAGUUCAUCAAUGGCGAGACGUUGGCCGUUGAUGGUGGGUACAAGUUGGCUGCUGGACUCUAAAAGGGGGUUUGAUAAUGUUAAUGUUAAUGGAGGAAGGGAUGUUAUUUAAUGACAUGAUUGCAUGUAUGAUAGCGUGUUAUCCUGUUCCUGUGCGGUAGCGUGCCCCAGGGACAGAACAUCCGGCUAGGGGCUGGACGGAGAUCUAUUUACCUAGCAUUGCGAUGCAAGGUGUAAUGAAGUACGACAUUUACCUUUUGACAUCAAUUACCAUGCCA
Molecule: messenger RNA, 1280 nt
Organism: Neurospora tetrasperma FGSC 2508
Lineage: Eukaryota; Fungi; Ascomycota; Sordariomycetes; Sordariales; Sordariaceae
Exons: 1
Coding region: 160-1065 (301 amino acids)
Molecular function (GO): oxidoreductase activity
Source: RefSeq, a predicted model, not a curated record